AUGGCCUGCCUCCACGAGACCCGCACACCCUCCCCUUCCUUUGGGGGUUUCGUGUCCACCCUAAGCGAGGCGUCCAUGCGCAAGCUGGACCCAGACACUUCUGACUGCACCCCUGAGAAAGACCUGACGCCUACCCAGUGUGUGCUUCGAGACGUAGUGCCACUGGGUGGGCAGGGCGGGGGUGGCCCCAGCCCCUCCCCAGGUGGAGAGCCACCUCCUGAGCCUUUUGCCAACAGUGUCCUGCAGCUACAUGAGCAGGAUGCAGGAGGCCCAGGGGGAGCCGCUGGGUCCCCUGAGAGUCGGGUGCCCAGAGUUCGCGCAGACGAGGUGCGGCUGCAGUGCCAGAGCGGCAGCGGCUUCCUGGAAGGCCUGUUCGGCUGCCUGCGCCCCGUCUGGACCAUGAUCGGCAAAGCCUACUCCACGGAGCACAAGCAGCAGCAGGAAGACCCUUGGGAGGUCCCCUUUGAGGAAAUCCUGGAUCUGCAGUGGGUGGGCUCCGGGGCCCAGGGUGCUGUCUUCCUGGGGCGUUUCCAUGGGGAAGAGGUGGCUGUGAAGAAGGUACGGGACCUGAAAGAGACUGAUAUCAAGCACCUGCGAAAGCUAAAGCACCCCAACAUCAUCACUUUCAAGGGUGUGUGCACCCAGGCUCCCUGCUACUGUAUCCUCAUGGAGUUCUGCGCCCAGGGCCAGCUGUAUGAGGUACUGCGGGCUGGCCGCCCUGUCACCCCUUCCUUGCUGGUUGACUGGUCCAUGGGCAUCGCUGGUGGCAUGAACUACCUGCACCUGCACAAGAUUAUCCACAGAGACCUCAAGUCCCCCAACAUGCUAAUCACGUACGACGAUGUGGUGAAGAUCUCCGAUUUUGGCACUUCCAAGGAGUUGAGUGACAAGAGCACCAAGAUGUCCUUUGCAGGCACAGUAGCCUGGAUGGCCCCUGAAGUGAUUCGUAACGAGCCUGUGUCUGAGAAGGUCGACAUCUGGUCCUUUGGUGUGGUGCUAUGGGAACUGCUGACUGGUGAGAUUCCCUACAAAGAUGUAGAUUCCUCAGCCAUCAUCUGGGGUGUGGGGAGCAACAGUCUUCAUCUGCCUGUGCCCUCCAGCUGCCCAGAUGGCUUCAAAAUCCUGCUUCGCCAGUGCUGGAACAGCAAACCACGAAAUCGUCCAUCAUUCCGACAGAUCCUGCUACAUCUAGACAUUGCGUCAGCAGAUGUCCUUUCCACACCCCAGGAGACUUACUUUAAGUCCCAGGCAGAGUGGCGUGAAGAGGUAAAGCUGCACUUUGAAAAAAUUAAGUCAGAAGGGACAUGUCUGCACCGCCUCGAAGAGGAGCUGGUGAUGCGGAGGAGGGAGGAGCUCAGACACGCCUUGGACAUCAGGGAACACUAUGAACGGAAGCUGGAGAGAGCCAACAACCUGUACAUGGAACUCAAUGCCCUUAUGUUGCAAUUGGAGCUUAAGGAGCGGGAGCUCCUCAGGAGGGAACAAGCUUUAGAGCGGAGGUGCCCAGGUCUGCUGAAGUCACACCCUUCGCGGGGCCUCCUGCACGGGAACACAAUGGAGAAGCUUAUCAAGAAGAGGAAUGUUCCACAGAAGCUGUCACCCCACAGCAAAAGGCCAGAUAUCCUCAAGACUGAGUCUUUGCUACCAAAACUAGAUGCAGCCCUGAGUGGGGUGGGUCUUCCUGGGUGUCCUAAGGGUCCCCCCUCACCAGGACGGAAUCGCCGUGGCAAGACCCGUCAUCGCAAAGCCAGUGCCAAGGGCAGCUGUGGGGACCUGCCUGGGCUUCGUGCAGCUGUGCCACCCCAUGAACCUGGGGGACCAGGAAGCCCAGGGGUGCUAGGAGGGGGACCCUCCGCCUGGGAAGCCUGCCCUCCAGCCCUCCGUGGGCUCCAUCACGACCUCCUGCUGCGAAAGAUGUCCUCUUCAUCCCCAGAUCUGCUGUCAGCAGCACUGGGAGCCCGGGCCCGGGGGGCCUCAGGGGAAACGGGGGAUCCUGGCUCACCACCUCCCGCCCGGGGUGACACCCCUCCAAGUGAGGGCUCAGCACCCGGCUCCACCAGCCCAGAUUCACCUGGGGGAGCCAAAGGGGAGCCACCUCCACCAGUAGGGCCUGGUGAUGGCGCGGGGCUGCUGGGAACUGGAAGGGAAGGGACGGCGGGACGGGGAGGAAGCCGGGCUGGGUCCCAGCACUUGACCCCAGCUGCACUGCUGUACAGGGCUGCUGUCACCAGAAGUCAGAAACGUGGCAUAUCAUCCGAGGAAGAGGAAGGAGAAGUAGACAGUGAAGUAGAGCUGACAUCAAGCCAGAGGUGGCCUCAGGGCCUGAACAUGCGCCAGUCACUUUCUGCCUUCAGCUCAGAGAAUCCAUCAGAUGGGGAGGAAGGCACAGCUAGUGAGCCAUCCCCCAGUGGCACACCUGAUGUUGGCAGUACCAACACUGAUGAGCGGCCAGAUGAACGGUCUGAUGACAUGUGCUCCCAGGGAUCAGAAAUCCCACUAGACCAACCUGCUACAGAGGUGGUUGCAGGCCCUGCACCCUCCUUGCCCAUCCAGCACCAUGACCUACUCAAGGGGGAGCAGGGCCCUCCCAAUCCCGAGGACUCGGACUGUGACAGCACUGAACUGGACAACCCCAACAGUGGUGACGCCUUGCAGCCCCCAGCCUCCCUCCCUCCAUGA
This is a messenger RNA of Pipistrellus nathusii (Nathusius's pipistrelle), 2679 nucleotides long. The record is from the annotation of a GenBank genome assembly. Lineage: Eukaryota; Metazoa; Chordata; Mammalia; Chiroptera; Vespertilionidae.